GAGACGCGUGAACAGAUACUCGAAGAAAUUAAAAUUCAAGGCGAUUUAGUUAGAAAACUUAAAGCAGCCAAGGAAACCAAGGAAAGGGUUUAAAGAAAUCGGCGCGUUAACUUGAUUGAUUUCAAAAACGAAAGAAAAUAAAUCUCAAUAAAGGUUUAAUUAUGCUGAUAUUGAGUAAAAUUAAACAAAGCUAAAAAAUCUAAAUAAGUUAACAAAAAGUAUAGAAUCGUCAAUAAAUUAGCAUAAAAGAGGAAGAAAAAAUGUUGCGUUCGAUUGGCCGUCAAACUGCAUAUUUUAUUGGUCAAACAAAAUGUCGGUCAAUACCCACAAAUUGGUCUGCAAUUGUGUGUAAAAAUUCUAGCCGCGACGAACAUAAAUUCGGGUCCGCUGUUCAACAACCGUGCCGUCACUGCGCCACCAGCCAUAAGGUGGGGCAAUGCGAAAGUGCUUCGACUAAUGAAAAUUCACAUAGAAAAAAGAAAAAUUACACAAACACAAUCAACAGCAAUAAUGAGACUGAGGGUGAGGCCACUCUGCUAGCACAACAACUGGCACAGAUCGAUGAAGAGGUCGCACAUUUGUUGGCCUUGAAGGCUAAACUCGGCGAUGGGCCGGCGACACCACAAAAGUUUACGCUGAAAACGCCAAAAGGUACACGUGACUACUCACCACAGCAGAUGAUGCUGCGGCAGGGGGUUUUGGAUAAGAUUAUCGCUGUUUUCAAGAAGCACGGCGGUGAGGCCAUUGAUACGCCUGUGUUUGAGUUGAAGGAGGUGCUCACUGGCAAAUAUGGCGAAGAUUCAAAACUUAUAUACGAUCUCAAAGAUCAAGGUGGUGAAAUUUUGUCGUUGCGCUAUGACUUAACCGUUCCGUUAGCACGUUAUCUGGCCAUGAGUAAGAUUUCUACAUUAAAACGGUACCACAUAGCCAAAGUGUAUCGCCGUGAUAAUCCCGCGAUGACACGUGGUCGUUAUCGUGAAUUCUACCAAUGCGAUUUUGAUAUUGCCGGCACCUUUGAUCCCAUGCUGCCUGACGCUGAAUGCGUCAAAAUUGUUUCUGAGGUGUUGGAUACGUUAGAUAUUGGCGAAUAUGUGAUUAAAAUCAAUCACAGGCAAUUGCUGGACGGUAUGUUUGAGGCUUGUGGCGUGCCAGCUGAUAAGUUCCGCACCAUUUGCUCGGCUGUUGAUAAGCUGGACAAGUCACCCUGGAACGAUGUGCGUAAGGAAAUGAUCGAAGAGAAGGGGUUAGAUGCCAGUGCUGCUGAUAAGAUUGGUGAAUAUGUACGACUUAAUGGCGGUAUUGAGCUUGUUUCCCAAUUAUUAGCUGAUGAAAAGCUGAAAGCCGUACCUAGCGCUGUGAAAGGUUUAGAGAAUAUGCAGUUACUGCUCAAGUAUUGCGAUGCAAUGGGUUUAUCGCCAAAGAUUAGCUUCGAUUUGAGUUUAGCACGCGGUCUCGACUAUUACACCGGUGUUAUUUAUGAAUGUGUGCUAAAAGCCGAGCCGAAGAUUGUCCAGAAUGGUGCUGAUGCAGUGGAAGAGCAAGGCGCUGUUGGUUCAGUGGCCGGCGGUGGUCGUUAUGACAACCUUGUCGGCAUGUUCGAUCCCAAAGGCAAACAGGUGCCUUGUGUUGGUGUCUCUAUUGGCGUGGAACGUAUUUUUUCCGUAUUGGAAGCUAAAAACGUUGCAGCUGGUAUUAAGACACGCACUAACGAUGUCGAGGUUUAUGUAGCUUCUGCUCACAAAGGUUUGCACGAGAAGCGCUUGAGUAUUUUGAACAGUCUGUGGGAUCAAGGCAUUAAGGCUGAACACUCUUACAAACUCAACCCCAAAUUGUUGGUUCAACUACAAUAUUGUGAAGAGAAUCAAAUACCUUUCGCCGUGGUCUUUGGUGAUUCGGAGCUGACAAAGGGUAUUGUGAAGUUACGUGAAGUGAAAACGCGGAAAGAGGAUGAGGUGCCACUGACCGAAUUGGGAAAUGAAAUAAAAAAGCGCUUACGCAAUUAAAAUGUUCUUGGCUACACUCGUGAUUACUAUAAGACAGGCUUACAAUAGAUUCAAUUAUUUAUUUAUCACAAAUUAUCUGAUAAUUACAAUAUAUAAAUUAAACAAAUGAAACAUCAUAAAACACAUUAAUAGGCGAAUACCGUGAUUAAUAUAAAUAUAAUACGAAUGAUUAAAUAAAAAUGCAUUUAAUGGGCUUCAAA
This is a messenger RNA of Ceratitis capitata (Mediterranean fruit fly), 2203 nucleotides long. It is a transcript of the gene HisRS, whose product is annotated as histidine--tRNA ligase, cytoplasmic. The transcript has 6 exons. Lineage: Eukaryota; Metazoa; Arthropoda; Insecta; Diptera; Tephritidae. Gene Ontology annotation, cellular component: cytoplasm; mitochondrion. The record is from RefSeq and is a predicted model, not a curated record. Gene Ontology annotation, biological process: mitochondrial translation; histidyl-tRNA aminoacylation. The coding region runs from base 261 to 2003 and encodes 580 amino acids. Gene Ontology annotation, molecular function: histidine-tRNA ligase activity; ATP binding.